Colletotrichum abscissum is the source of this 1221-nucleotide messenger RNA. RefSeq lists its product as uncharacterized. NCBI's taxonomy places the organism in Eukaryota, Fungi, Ascomycota, Sordariomycetes, Glomerellales, Glomerellaceae. The transcript is spliced from 4 exons. The coding region runs from base 1 to 1221 and encodes 406 amino acids. The record is from RefSeq and is a predicted model, not a curated record.
AUGAACGCCGUUCAUGGUACUGCACCCCCUUCUUAUUCCGUCGUUGAAUCAGAUAAUGUCCGGAGACUGUCCGCAAACUCGUCAUCCUCUAACUCCGUAUCUUCUGGCUCGCCAUCCUCGGCAGCACUUUCUAUGGAUAUGGUAUCUUUGCAUUCCUCUCUUCGAGAUGAGGAAUAUGAGAUUGAGCCCAAAACAAGCUGGAUACCUCAAGAGCCCAGAGAUCCGAGGCGCUCGCAGUGCCUGCUCGAAAAACCAGUAGUUAUCCCUAGAGUAGACUUUGCUGGACCUCUCAAAGUCCCAUUGCCUUUCACGAGAUCAUAUAGUCCAGUUCUGCAGGCUCAUGGGAUUUACGAAGAAGACUUUGUGGCAUUCCUUGACAAUUUGACCGUGGCUCAAGGCCCGCCUGCUCCUUUGGCGAUGUUAAACACAGUGGGUAGCAUUGCAGGGCUCGUACCCUAUCAUUGGGCACAAUUGGCAGGAGGCAUAGCAAAUGUGACUGCAGGACUAGGGACAGCUGCUACUCGAAUUAUUCGGACCAAGCUGUUUCUAGAUAAGGUCAACCGUGACUACUUCGAGCCUCGAGGCCUCAAGGCGUCGAUAUGUAAAUCCAACACUCUGGCCGCCAGAGUGGGAUGCGGUGAGAGGCUCCCAGAGCUCUGGCCUACCACACCAGAGACAUAUGAGAUGAGUUUGCAAGACCGCCGAAUGCGGACUCUUGCUCCAUAUGUCGCCCCUCUUAGCUUUGAAGUCCCGCCACCUAGCAAAGAAAGAAAUAUCGUUGACAGAAUGACCGAAAAACAGAUUGAGCGGGCUGUUAAGAAGAAAGAAAAGCAGAGAGAAAGGAAAAGAAGCAAAAUCAGGAACAGCAACCAGGAUCAGCCGCUUGAUAAAUUCGAAUAUGUUCAAUGUUUAGAUGCCAGCCUUACUGACAAAAAGGUGCCGAAAUUGGAGAAGCGGUACGAGAGGAACCAACGAAAGAUGGAAAAGGCUGAAAGGAAAGCCGCCGAGAAAUUGGACAAGAAAGAGCCACUUGAGUCCAAAAAAAUCAAGAGGAAGGAAGAAAAGAAAAUGAGGAAAGCUGAGAAGAAAUGUCAGAGAUUGGACGAACAUGAGAAAGAAGCCAAUUCAAGGCGCGCAGACAAAAUGACCAAGAGUCAGGCCAAAGACCGGAAGAAGUCAGAGAAGAUGGAGUUUCUAUUGAUAGAGUCUUGGACAGACUAG